Penicillium brevicompactum is the source of this 1269-nucleotide messenger RNA. Its product is annotated as putative MFS monocarboxylate transporter. The transcript has 5 exons. The record is from RefSeq and is a predicted model, not a curated record. Gene Ontology annotation, cellular component: fungal-type vacuole membrane. NCBI's taxonomy places the organism in Eukaryota, Fungi, Ascomycota, Eurotiomycetes, Eurotiales, Aspergillaceae. Bases 1 to 1269 code for a protein of 422 amino acids. Gene Ontology annotation, biological process: transmembrane transport. Gene Ontology annotation, molecular function: transmembrane transporter activity.
AUGUCAAAAGAUACGGAAUAUACACCACGAGCAUGGCUCGUAAUAUUUGGUGCAUUUACAUGUGCAUUCUGCACAGUGGGAUUUAUGAACUCUUUCGGCAUUUUUCAAGAGUACUACGCGAAGAACCAACUUUCCUCAGAUUCCACCUCUACAAUAGCGUGGCUCGGAGCUAUUUCAAUCCUGUUCCUCUUUGGUAUAUCUGUUGUUGCAGGAGCGAUGCUCGAUAUUUUUGGGCCAAAGCUGAUGGUAUAUUCGGGAUCAUUGGGCAUGGUGUUCUCCAUCAUGAUGAUCUCUCUAUGCCACAAAUUCUACCAAUUCUUGCUGGCGCAAGGUGUUCUACUCGGUAUUUCCAUGGCUCUCGCAACCUGGCCCAUGCUUGCAUUGGUUGGGCAGUAUAUCAAAGUCAAGCGUGCCGCCGCAAUGGGAAUCGUCCUUGCAGGAUCUUCAUUGGGUGGAGUGAUUUGGCCCAUUGUCAUCGACAGACUGCUCAAGAACCCCAAAAUUGGGUUUCCUUGGACCAUGCGCAUCGUCGGUUUUAUCAUGAUCCCUCUCUUCAUAUUCUCCUGCGUGGCGGCGAAGUCUCCAGAAACACCUCUGAAAAGCGUCGAAAAUCCAGGAACCGAGCAAAGCAAUGACGAGAAGAGAGUCUGCGCAGAUAAGAAAAGUCAGGAUCAGAAGGCACAAGCUUUGGCUCUCGUUCGACAGCCUGCCUUGCAACUGCUGUGCCUCGCUAUGUUCAUCACAUACUUUGGCAUGUUUGCACCGUUCUUUUACACAACUUCCUACGCAGUGGAGAUGGGAUUCUCAACCACUCUGGCAUUUUAUACGGUUUCCAUUGUGAAUGGUGCCUCAUUCUUUGGCCGGAUUCUCCCCGGUAUCGUCGCCGAUCGAUACGGGAAAUUCAACUGCUGCAUUGUUGCAACCGUCUCCGCAGGUAUUGUCGCCCUGUGCUGGACUAAAGUCACAUCUGUGGCUGGUCUUGUUUUGUGGUCCGCUGCGUAUGGAUUUGCUUCGGGAGGAAUUCUAUCACUGCAACAAGCGUGUGCUGCUCAGGUUGCUAUGCCCGGCACCCUUGGUCUGGCAAUCGGCAGUGUAUCAGGCUCAACCGCUCUAUCUGCAAUGGCAAAUGUACCCAUAAGCGGCGCUCUCGUUGAAAAAUAUGGAUAUCUUUCACUUUCGAUAUUUUCGGGUGUUUCACUGCUCGUGGGAGGUGUUCUGCUGAUCGCAGCGCGUCUCGUUCAGAAUCGCAAUUUGCGUGCGAUUGUAUGA